AUGAAGCCGUCACCGUUCACCUUUGACCUUCGCGCUGAUACAUUACUUAUCUUGAGAAACCCCAACGCCUCGCACCAGGAGGAAUGUGAUGCUCAAGUUGACUCGGAGCCCGAAUAUGAGCGCCUCGGCCUCGGUGAGGCGGGGUUGGAACAGAUAAACAAAGCGCGUCGCGAUUCGCCAAUGACUCUAGAGAAUGACCAAAGUUAUCCGCGAGGAUCUUUGGAUGAUGGCAGUUCAACGCAGAUGGAGUUCCGGGUGUCAUCGAGACAUCUGAGCCUAGCUUCGCCUGUUUUCAGAGCUAUGCUUGAGAGCAAGUUCAAAGAGUCGCAGCUCAAUGAGCAAGGUCUCUACGAGGUCCAAGCGUCCGAGUGGGAUGCCGAGGCUUUUGUCAUACUUCUCGAUAUCAUACAUGGUCACCAUCGCGACGUGCCGAAGCGUAUAUCCGCCGAGACACUUUCACAUAUUGCCAUAAUCGUCGAUUAUUAUGGCUGUCACGAAAUUGUGGAGUUUGUCUUAACGGCGUGGCUAACCUAUCUGGGACAACCAAAAAGCUUCGUCAAAAAAGAUCCUCUACGUUGGUUGUUCAUAUCUUGGGUGUUUAAGCAAGGAGUUUUGUUCACAGUUGCGACCGAGAUGCUUCUGUUAUAUGACAAUGGCAAGUAUGUCGUGGACUUACCCAUACCACAGCCUAUAUUAGACAAAGUGGACGACAAACGCCAAUACGUCCUGAAUACGCUGUUUGGCCAUCUUUACAGUUACCAGCAAGAUCUUCUAGAAGGAAAAUCUGGGUGCUCCGAAACGUGUUCCAGUAUGCUUCUCGGGUCUUUGAUGAGGCAAAUGCGUUGCAAGGGAUUGGCAGCGGCUAAACCUGCUACAUCAUCAUUCGAGGGAUGGAGAGUAGAAGACGCGAGAAACACAAUUCUUGGAUUGACGGCACCGCCUUGGCGUGUCCCUGGAAGGUCAACGGAUCACCCUUGCACGUUGAACAAAUCGCUGGCCCCAAGAGUGAAUCAGGUGCUUCAGCAUGCGAAAGGACUUGACCUGAAGGACUUUGAGGGCAGCCCUUGCGCUAUGUUUAUGUCCAUGAGUUCUUAG
Molecule: messenger RNA, 1095 nt
Organism: Fusarium venenatum
Lineage: Eukaryota; Fungi; Ascomycota; Sordariomycetes; Hypocreales; Nectriaceae
Molecular function (GO): protein binding
Source: RefSeq, a predicted model, not a curated record